Messenger RNA from Rhinolophus ferrumequinum (greater horseshoe bat), 1935 nucleotides. RefSeq names its product CD1e molecule (gene CD1E). Gene Ontology annotation, cellular component: external side of plasma membrane. The transcript is spliced from 6 exons. The coding region runs from base 159 to 1277 and encodes 372 amino acids. Gene Ontology annotation, molecular function: exogenous lipid antigen binding; endogenous lipid antigen binding; lipopeptide binding. The record is from RefSeq and is a predicted model, not a curated record. Gene Ontology annotation, biological process: immune response; antigen processing and presentation, endogenous lipid antigen via MHC class Ib; antigen processing and presentation, exogenous lipid antigen via MHC class Ib. Lineage: Eukaryota; Metazoa; Chordata; Mammalia; Chiroptera; Rhinolophidae.
UAGGGUUUCUCUGACAGGGAAGUGAGCAGAGGGAGAGGUUUGUCAGUUUGUGUGGCAAGGGAAGUUAGAUAAGGGUGUGAGAAGGUUUGGAGGGGAGCUGAUAUCUGAGUUCUAAGGCAAACGUCUGGCUGAGGCAUCCUUUGCUUAACAGAGCUUCAAUGCUGCUCUUGCUGCUCCUGCUCUUCAAGGAACUUCUCUGCCCUAGGGCAAGCACAGUGGCUCCUCAGGUUCUAGGACCCCAUCAUCCAGGAGCAAAAGAGCCCUACUCCUUCCACAUGCUCCAGAUCUCCUCCUUUGCCAACCACAGCUGGGCACACAUUCAGGCCUCAGGCUGGCUGGGCGAGCUGCAGACUCAUCGCUGGAACAGUGUCUUGGGCACCAUCCGCUUUCUGAGGCCCUGGUCCCAGGGUAGCUUUAGCAAGGAGGAGUUGAAGAACCUCCAAAUGUUAUUGCAGUUGUACUUCCAUGGUUUUCCCCGAAAAGUGCAGGCCUUUGCCAGUCAGUUUCAGUUUGAAUAUCCCUUUGAGCUCCAGAUAUCAUUCAGCUGUAGAAUGUAUGCUGGGAAGGCCUCAGAAAGCUUCUUAAAUGGGGCAUAUCAAGGAUCAGAUUUCCUGAGUUUCCAAGGAAAUUACUGGAAGCCAUCUCCAGGAGCAGGGAGUCAGGCUCAGAAUGUUUGUAAGGUACUCAAUCACUACCGAGUUAUUAAAGAAAUUGUACAGCACCUUCUCAGUGAUACCUGUCCUCGAUUUCUGGCAGGCCUCCUUGAAGCAGGGAAGUCAGAACUGGAAAGACAAGUGAAGCCAGAGGCUUGGGUGUCCAAAGGCCCCAGUCCUGGUCCUGGCCGUCUGUUGCUGGUGUGUCAUGUCACUGGUUUUCAUCCCAAGCCUGUGUGGGUUAUGUGGACACAGGGUGAGCAGGAGCAGCCAGGCACUCAGCAAGGUGACAUCCUACCCAAUGCUGAUGGGACAUGGUAUCUCCGAGUAACCCUGGAUGUGGCAGCUCGGGAGGCAGCUGGCUUGGCUUGUCGAGUGAAACACAGCAGUCUAGGAGGCCAUGAUAUAAUCAUCCACUGGGGUGGAUACUCCAUCCUUCCCAUAUUGAUCUGUUUCACUGUAACCCUUACCUUGGUCAUCUUAGUUGUGGCUGACUCAUGGUUUAAAAAGCAGAGCUCAAAUUGGAACAUCUGCUCUCCCCAUGUACCAGCACUACCUUUCCCACAGAAGCCAACACCCAAGACCCUAGGAGUUAGAAAUCAUGGAUCAAAAACAGAUUCUUGAAGAAAUGGAAAACAAGUCUAAACCAACUCUGAUGACAUUUGUUUUACCUUAUACAUAAUAUUCUUGUCUGCUUCUUCUUAAACAUGGUUCAAACCAAAAAAAAACACAAAAACAUGAUUUUGUUAAAAUAACUUGUUCUGGCAGAGAUUCUGACUCCUUUGGAAAUCUGCCCCUUCCCUUCCCCUCCUCCCCCCACUUUCCAGCAAUGUCUUUUCUGUUUUGGCUACAUGUUUAUCACUAUUUUGAUCCUUCAAACUCCAAUUCAGACACCUAUUUCUCAUGGGAUGUUCCCUGGAUUGCCCAAUUAAAAUCUCUCAUGUACUCCCCAGAUCUCCCUAAAUACACUUAUCUUUUCUUACUCUAAACAGUAGUUAUUUAGGCUUUUGAUCUUCUUUCUUUGGUCUUAAUUCCUUGAAAGCAGGAUUUAGGUGUUUGUAUUUGUGUCCAUAACCAAGAGCCUAACCUGGAUUCAGGGCCAGCUUCAUGGGUAUUUGAUCUGUGCAGUUGUUACCAUCUUGAAAGUCUUAAUAACUAUUGAACAAUGGAUUCAUUUUGUGCUGGCAUUUUUAUUUUGGCCUCACAAAUUAUGUAACUGGUCCUGCCUGAAUGUGAUGUUUCUCAAUAAAUGCUGACUAAAAUAAAUUUAUUGUCAAAUUAA